Molecule: messenger RNA, 1853 nt
Organism: Hyaena hyaena (striped hyena)
Lineage: Eukaryota; Metazoa; Chordata; Mammalia; Carnivora; Hyaenidae
Gene: RERG
Product: RAS like estrogen regulated growth inhibitor
Exons: 3
Molecular function (GO): GTP binding; GTPase activity
Source: RefSeq, a predicted model, not a curated record
CCCUUGUAGUGAGAUUCCUGACCAAGCGCUUCAUCUGGGAAUAUGAUCCCACUCUUGAAUCAACCUACCGACACCAAGCAACCAUUGAUGAUGAAGUUGUCUCCAUGGAGAUACUAGAUACUGCUGGUCAGGAAGACACCAUCCAGAGGGAAGGACACAUGCGGUGGGGGGAAGGCUUUGUGCUGGUUUAUGACAUUACUGACCGAGGAAGUUUUGAGGAAGUGCUACCACUCAAGAACAUCCUGGAUGAGGUCAAGAAGCCCAAGAAUGUGACUCUCAUCUUGGUCGGAAACAAAGCUGACCUGGACCACUCCAGACAGGUUAGUACCGAAGAAGGGGAGAAGCUGGCCACCGAAUUGGCAUGUGCUUUCUAUGAGUGUUCUGCCUGCACCGGAGAAGGGAACAUCGCCGAGAUAUUCUAUGAGCUGUGUCGAGAGGUGCGCCGCAGGAGGAUGGUCCAGGGCAAGACGAGACGACGCAGCUCCACCACGCAUGUCAAGCAAGCCAUUAACAAGAUGCUCACUAAAAUCAGCAGUUAGGCUGCACUGUUCUUGCAAAGUCCCUGCUGAGGCGGGCCAGGUACUUGGAAACACUUUCUUGCCCUCUUUCCCCCCGCCAAAAAAAUAAAAGAAAACACUCCGUUCCUUGUUCUGACUCUGGGAAAUGCCUGGGCUUCCCAUUGUCCCAGGCUUCCUACAUGUUGGAAGUCAUAGGGUGUUUUAUGCCAUAUUAGUGCUGACAGUGUCUCCCUUUCCUGCUUGAAUAAGAUACACUCUAUUGCAGUUUGAACCUGUAAUCACCAGAGAUUCUGAAAUGGCUGGGUUCAUAUUGAGCUAUUUUUAGGCAUCCUCACCUUGCUUCAAUAGUUUGGAGGCUUUCAAAGGCAUUUUUAAAUUCCAUUCCCUGUCAAAGACUGCAAAUGAUCGUCUUAAACGUCUAAGGUGAUAGAAAAUCCAGUAAAAACCCAGGAAGAGAAGCUGAGACAGUGGAGCAGGGAAUAGAGCCCUGGUUCCCUUUUGAAAUGAGGACUUUCUUAAUUAUCAUACAUCAUCUAGUUUUUCUUUAACCCUUGUUCUUAAAUUCAAACGUGUUCUCACAAAGUUUUCCACUGUAGUAGAGUUCCCAUUUCAAUUUGAGCGGGCUCUCUCAGUGAGUUAUUGAUCAUUGUUCUGAUUCCUCUUCUGUGGCUUCAGUAAGAGUUCAAUAUAAGAGAGGCAGAAUUGAUCUUCAGAUCCUGCUGGGCCAUUUCUCACAAAGCCCUGGGCAAUGUAAAGACUUCAGAAGUUUUUUCACUAAACUCUGACUUUAUUGAAUGCUAUUGGAGGAGUUAGGUUAGAGCUGUCUGAUUCAUUUGUCUCUCUGCUUAUCAUCUUAGCAGAAAGAAAGUAGUCCAGAAAAAAAAAAAAAAAGAAAAAAAGAAAAAUUAAGAAUGAAGCUGAACCAACCUUCCACUGGGGGAGCCAGUAAGAAAAAUUAGCCUCUGAUUCAUUAAAUUGGCUACAUGACUUCUUCUCAUUUUUAGGAUAAGUUAAUUCACUUAGAAUUCAGAAAAGAGUGAGUGAUUAAAGUUCACUAUACCUGAAUAAGUGUGUAUAAAACAGAUUCUUCUAUUGUGAAAGUGCAGUCUAUAACUGAUAAAACUUUAUGAUUUUUUUUUCCCUCUUCCGCCCCCAUGUAUCAAGAUUUGGGCACUUUAUUUUAGAAGAAAAUAUAUAUCUUUUACAUAUGUGUGUAUUUAUAAAUGCAUAAGUAUAUGUAUAAGAAUUUGUAAGAGUUCGAGGCUUUAAUUCACCAAUGCAUUUGGACAAUUUGGUGUAACUAUUUUAUGUGAUAUAAUAAAAAGCAUAAUUUUC